Molecule: messenger RNA, 342 nt
Organism: Knipowitschia caucasica
Lineage: Eukaryota; Metazoa; Chordata; Actinopteri; Gobiiformes; Gobiidae
Source: the annotation of a GenBank genome assembly
AUGGACCGCAAUGAAGUCACCACUCAGUUGCUUUCGACCACGGGUGCGACGCUCACAGUGUACACUCCCAAAUGGAAGAAAGCUGUCUACAUCCUCAGCAGCAUGCACAACCUCGUUCAGACUGAAGAUACACCCAAAAGGAAGCCAAACACUGUCACCCUAUACCACAAAGUGCGGCGUGGAUGUUAUGGACCAGAUGAUGAGAGCCCCUUCGCGAACGUUAUCAUCUCUGACAACGCCCUGCAGACCACCAAACUCGAUCCUCAUCCACUCUCCACGCCAGGACAGGCGGGUGUGGUGUAUAGCUGCGAGAAGAGGAAGCGGGAAAAAUGGAAGGAUUAA